Oncorhynchus tshawytscha (Chinook salmon) is the source of this 3981-nucleotide messenger RNA. RefSeq lists its product as uncharacterized. Gene Ontology annotation, biological process: inhibitory postsynaptic potential. NCBI's taxonomy places the organism in Eukaryota, Metazoa, Chordata, Actinopteri, Salmoniformes, Salmonidae. The record is from RefSeq and is a predicted model, not a curated record. The transcript is spliced from 4 exons. Gene Ontology annotation, cellular component: postsynaptic density. The coding region runs from base 508 to 2379 and encodes 623 amino acids.
GAGAGGGGGAGGAGAGAGAGAAGCAGAGGAUCAGUUAGUGCCGCGGAGCACGGGAGUCAGCAACACAGACAGAGAGAGAGAAAGAGAGUGACAUUAGGAGGAAAAAGAGCUGGACUAAGACAGACGACUAACUGGAGGCGUGUGGGAGAGAAAGGAGGAGAGAAAAGAGGUGUGUGGAUGGGAGGAAGAGCUGAGAAAGGAGUGGAGAGUGAAAAAGAGAUGGACGGAAGAACUGCUAUACCCUUCUUCUCUCAUCCAAUGAAGAACUGAAUCACAUGCUCAUUAAUGACCCAGAGGUACGAGGACCAAUCGCCAGACUGAGUGGUGACGUCAUACCAGUGACAGAGGCAGAAUUGGGACCACCAUGGAUUCUAUGGCAAAAAAGCAUCAGUAGUCUCACACACUGUAACUCAUACUCUCCACUCAGAUAUAAGACUGCCUCCCCCAACUGUGAUGUCACAGAGUGGCUCCUUCUCUUCCAGCUCCUCUGGGGGCUGAGCCGGGGCUAUGGGUAGAAGGGUGGCUGAUCCGACCAAUCCAGUGCCUGCGCUCGGGGUGCCCCUGGCGGGGGGGCGAUGGGGUCCGCUGUGCAGCGUGGGGGUGCAGACCUCCCCUGGCCUUAGGACCCUCCCGUCAAUCAAACUCAACCAGCCAACCAGUACGCAGCACCCAGAGACAAGGAGUAACAACCAUGUCACCACGGUAUUGACCAUGCCCUCGGAAACGGUUUUUUCGUGUAACUCAUGCAGCAGUGGCGGCAGCGGUGGUUUUGCCGUUUCCAAGGAGAGGAGUCAGAAUGCGAUCAACAGUCUGACACAGGACGACAUGGGGUCACAGGGGUCAGGGGGCGGGGUCUACUGUCAGAUCAAAACCAUAAGGACCAAUCCCAGGGAGUCUGGUCACAGGUCCAGCGGGAAACGGACGUCUCGAUACACCAAUGGGAGUGUGGUUGCCCCUGAGGUGGUGGGUGGGGUAUGUACUGAGGGUGCCGAGGGGAACGAGCCAAUCAGAGAGAGGAGGAGGGUCCAGUCUCUGAGAGGGGAGGAGUCUCGCCCUGUGCUGAGGUCAGGGAGUGUGUCUCAUUCUGUGAGCUCUCACGCCACGCCUCCAAGGCCCUGUAGAAUGAUGACAUCAUCGCCCCGUCUCUGUGGAACCUGCGGGCGGAGACAGUCCCAGGCCCCACCCACUUGCAUGGCAACUGCAUGCCGCAGGCGAGCGGCCAACAAGAUCACAGAAAGCCAGACCCUCCCGAAUCCUCCCAGGAAACAGUCCGUACUCCUCAACCAGAACCGGAAAGACUCCCCUGUACUGAACACACACACACACACACCACCAACCACACACAAAGCUGUGAAGAACACUCAAACACAAACUCAGACAUUGCCCUCUCCACACACAACCCAAAAGACACACACGCUCACGAAAGAUUCACCUGUGCCCACAUGCUCCAACACUAAGGAUACACAGCACACACAUACAGACCCAGAACCCAGUUUACCCAGGUUACAUCAGAAAGAAACACACACACAGACAGCAGACACACACUCACACACCACAGAGAAAUACACAUCUAGGCCAAAUAAAUCCACAAAAAAUACUCCAGCUACACAGCCUUUACCGGACAAAAACACAGAGACGUCAUCUGACAACCAACACACACCACCAAACUCAUCUACACAAGUCACCCCCAAGCCACCACCCCCAGUCCUCCUCAUAGGCAAAAAAUCCUCGGCCCCUGGCCCUCUCCCACCUAAAACCUCCCCCAACCCCUACCACACUGUCCAGGUGAACCCAAAACCAGCACCGCCUGUCCUUCAGACCCAACCCAAACAUACACCCCUCACCCCCUCCCUGCUCUCCAAAAUACCACCAGCACAACCAAUCAAAAAAGAAGACUCCAAAACCCCUGGCCAAUCAAAAGAUGCAAAUGCUCUGCAUGCUGCCCAUGUGGCCCCACAGUGCAAUGGGGCACCAGGAGGUAUGGCGGGGUUACCAGGUGGGGUACAGGGGUGUGUGUCGGGGGGCCUCCACGGGCGUCUUCACAGCGUGGAAGAGAGUCUGCUCUCCAACCAGGAGAAGAUCAAAGUCCUCCUCAAUGUUAUCCAAGACCUGGAGAAAAGCAAGGCCCUCAGCGAAGGGCGCUGCUCUUACAGAACUGGACAGGAUAUCAACAACUGCCCCACCUGUCAGAAGACUGCCUGCAUCAUAUACAGUGUGGAGCAUGACUUCAGACAGCAAGAGGGGAGGUUCCAGCCAGUGAUGGAAACUCUAGAUGGGGUUUACGAUGUCCCCCUCCCUGUCCCCAAACCUCCCACCUCCCGCCCCAGCGCCAAGGCCCGUGUCAAGAAGCUACGCAAGAAGUGUUUCUGGUGGCUAUAGAUACACAUCCUGUCGCCGGGGGUACAGUCGCCACGGAGAAGUUGCGGGCUGCUGUUACCAAGGGGAUUGGACAGGUGUGUGUUGAUGGACCAUGGCGACUGUUCCUGUGUCUUUGAUGUUGCUAUAGGAACUGUACACCUAUUAUGGUAGCUGAGCUACAGAGAUGCUACACCUUAGAAACAGUUGGAGUGUGGAUAACAUGGAGAACAAUAAGUUACCAUGGACAACUCUAUGAGGUGUGGACCAACUGAUAGAGUUCAAGUCUUGGGAUCACUGCUUACUGGAUUUUAAAGAGACACUAAACUGAGUGACUUUGUCCCUGACCAACAGAGUUACUGUGCUACUGUGCUAGGUUGGACACAUAAGGGACACGGUUUAAGAGUGUCUAGUGGUGACUCUGUUAGGUCAAAGGUCCCAGUGCUUGAACAUAGAUGAGCACCUAUUCACAUUCCACGACCUACAGAGUGACCAGUCCAUCUACAAUCCCUUUCAGAGAGUGACAGGCCACGUAACCAAUCAACACACGCUUCCACCAGGAUUCUCCCGCAAUACGCAAAACAAAAAAAGUUACUGAGUCAUACUCAGCACAAACAAUAUACACACACAGUAUAGCAGUAAACACAUCACUUACACACACACACGCACACGCACACGCACUACAAUUAUAUCCACUCUACACUAUGAGCUUUCAUUUUUCCACAGCGCUAUUGGCUAAAACACCAGCUCAACCAAUAAUAAUCUCAACCUUUCCUUCCAAGACCACACCCUAUUUACUGUUUAACCAAUAAUCAGCCCCGGUCCCUAACCUGCCACAUCAGUGCUUUUUAAUAGAUCGCUCUUCCCAUCCCCAUGUGUGAUCUCCCACAAUGCUUUUCUCUUCCUUCUCCUCUCGCUGUGUUGUUUGCAAUAGUUAUAUUGGGAUCCAAUAAAAGAUGUGUAUUUUAAACAGAGCAGAUCAUUUCCUGCUUGAACAGGGGUUCCCUAUUCCCAUGACGACACACCUAAAGCACUAUUGCCCACCACCAUUCAGGAUGAAGCUGUGGCACUCUGGAGGACUGGUCAAAGCGGAUGGAGGGCUAUAAGAGGGCUACAACGUGCUAUUUCAAAGGGUAGAAUAAAGGUCACUAAACUGGAAGAAAGUCUACAGACUGAAACAAUCAGUAGUUUCCCAAAUACUUCCUGUGUUUUAGACCCUCCUAUAGCUUGGGGGGGAAUUGCUCGUCUCCCUUCAAGUAAACACUAAGUAAACAACUCCAUCGUUUUUAGCCAGAACCCAAUUUUAAGCCGUGGCCCAAACUGAAUUGGCCACAACCCACCAGCAGGACACAAAUAACAAUUUGUGAAACAUUAAAAGGACUGAAGAGAAGGAUUUAGAAAGCAGCCAGUGUGCGGCGGUACUCUGCGAUCGAAAGCAGUGGGGCAAUUCUUUUCCAUGGAGGGGCCACAUUGGAAUAUAUUAUUGCCAUCGCGGGCCAGAACCAUAGUACAGGGUUAAACAUCAUGUGUAUGACUGUGUUGACAGAUAUAGCUACAGUAAAUCACAUCCAGAAAUGCUACUUAUUUGACUUUUUAACAUGUACAGAAAUAAACCACUUCCAUGUU